Molecule: messenger RNA, 1089 nt
Organism: Metarhizium brunneum ARSEF 3297
Lineage: Eukaryota; Fungi; Ascomycota; Sordariomycetes; Hypocreales; Clavicipitaceae
Gene: BMT6
Product: 25S rRNA (uridine(2843)-N(3))-methyltransferase
Source: RefSeq, a predicted model, not a curated record
AUGGUCAGCAAGGCAUCAGCGCCCAAGAAGAAGAGCCGCAUCGCCUCCAGGACGGCACCAGCAGAGACAAGCCCAGCUCCCGCAGCCGCCAAUGGCACUCACUCUCAGCGCCACCAGCAGACCCUGGUGAACAUCUUUGCAGACGCGUUCGCAAACGUCCUCUCGUCGGAGCACUUCCCCGCGCUGCUACAGGAGAUCAAGCAAGCGUUGUAUAGCAGAGAUUUCGGACGGGCCUUUGGCAGGGAGGACUAUCUGGAGGCGUAUGCCGCGCGAUGGAGUCCCACGAGGGCACUGUGCUAUGCCUCCGUCUUCGUGGGCAUCGACGCACAUCUUGAGGUGCUGGCGUCCGACGCCGCGGGCAGUGUCGAGUCCGAGGCGUCCCACGAUGGCGCUGCAGACUCGCCGGGCGAAGCGAGGCCAAGGAGAGGCGGGAUCAAAAUGCUCUGCGUAGGGGGCUGCGCCGCCGAACACGUCGCCUUUGCAUCCUACCUCGACCAGACGGAGCGCGCUGGGACGCUCGCGCUCUUCGAUUCCGCGCCCUGGGAACACGUCGCGUCCAUGCUGCAGAUGCAGCUGACCACUGCUCCCGCGCUGUCGAAAUACGCCUCGGCCGCAGCUAGAGCCUCCAACGCGGCUCUUGUCGACCCGUCCCGACUGGCGUUUAGUUUUACGCAGGCGGAUGUUUUGUCCUUGACCGCCGAGGCACUCUUGGAACAGGUAGGAUCGGCCCCGUUGAUCGUCACGCUCAUGUUUACCCUGAAUGAGCUCUACACAGAAGGCGGCAUCGGCAAGACCACCAAGUUCCUGAGGAGUCUGGGCCAAGUCCUUCCAGGGGGGAGUUUGUUGCUCGUAGUCGACAGCCCGGGGAGUUACUCGGAGGCUGCGGUGGGAAAGGAGAAGAAGCGCUAUCCUAUGCAGUGGUUACUGAACCACACCUUGUUGGAGGGCGAAUCCUCGGGAUAUACAUGGGAUAAGCUAGAGUCUGAGGAAUCGAUGUGGUUUAGAAUGCCGGAGGGAUUGUCGUAUCCUAUUCAGUUGGAGAAUAUGCGAUACCAGAUGCAUCUUUAUCGCAUUUCGAAAAAAAGCUAG